This is a messenger RNA of Ictidomys tridecemlineatus (thirteen-lined ground squirrel), 1387 nucleotides long. The record is from RefSeq and is a predicted model, not a curated record. Lineage: Eukaryota; Metazoa; Chordata; Mammalia; Rodentia; Sciuridae.
AUGCAAACUCAAUGGCACGGCAAUCAGACGCCCGGUCCGGACCCUCCCGCAGCCCGCAGCGCGCGGAGCCCACACAAUAUUUGCAAACACCGGACUGACUGCAAACGCGCGGGCCGCCUCGCGCCGAAGGAGUCGGCGCUGGGAGGUGCGCGGCAGAGCGCUGCAGUCCCGCAACCGGGGCUAGGGCGGCCGGGCCGGGGAACCCGGCCGGCCAGCGUCACCAGUUCGGUCGCCCGGCCGAGUCCUACGGUCCGGGUCACCCGACUAGGACCUGCCACCGCGCGAGUCCCUGUUCCGGCAAAGUACCCCUGCAGUCACGCCGCUUUCGGCCAGCUGCCCGGUCCCCUACUUCCCGCCGCCUUGUCCUUCUCCAUCCCACUGAUCCCCUCGAGUCUGGAGACCAGAUGUCCUGGCCACAGCAUGCACAGAGCAUAUUACCUCUGGAGACUGAAGGAUGUCUUCAUGUGCAGAUUGCAAGUCUCUAUUAGACAACUUUUGCUCAUGGGCAACCUCCAAUAUCUGCCUCCAGGAGGUCAUGAAGACUCAGAAUUACUCACUCUGGGGGAGGUCAGCUGCCAUACUGGGAGGACACUCAAGCAGCCCCAAGAAUAGAGGCCUCUGGCAGAGCCACAUGAGAUGUCUGCAGUGAGUUGGAUAAAGAUCAUAUAACUAGAUAACCAUAAGACACUGGAUUCCUGUCUAAAGAACAAUGUUUUGAUUUGACUCAACCACAGACCUGGUAGAGAUCCUGCUGUCUACAGAUCCUGAGUCAACAUGAGAGUUCAUUUUCAAUGAAAUGCUGCAAUGAUUCCCUUUGAAAUGUAUCAUUUUAAAUGCUACUAUGGGGGAUUUGUUAAAUAAAAGUUUUACAACAUAUAUGAAAAAAUGUGAUUUAUUUUCCUCAUGGAUGAUUUUGGGAGCCUUCCCCAACAACGCACUGGAAUCCUGUAACAUAUGAAUGCUAACAUGUCUUUGUAAAUCAGCUUCCUUUCUGAAUGAUCACAAUGGAACACACAGGCACGUAGAGUAAGGAAGCACAUAAGUCAGUGGUAUAUUUAGUAUUAUGAUGAAUGAGUUGACACAUGUAGAUAAAUUGCUACAGAAUCUUAUUCUAAGCAUGAUAUUAGCUUAUGAUAUUUGGGGAGAUGACCAGCUGUGCAAUUUUGUGAUGUCUUCAGCAACUUUGGUACUUUACAAAAAUUUGCAUGUAUUUUAUGAAUUCCAUUUAAAGGAUCUAAGGGUGACUUCCCUUCCUGAAGAAUCCUUGCAGGUCACCAGCUGUCAGUUUUGGAGACUGCCCUCUCUGAUCUUUGGACUUGAGUCUGAUAAGGAAAAAUGUAAAUUGACAAAAUUAAAUAAAUAUGUAUGAAGCUUUUGUUUGCCUAAA